AUGGAUGGCUCUGGGGACCAAUGCCUCAUUUUGAAUAUUACUGCCAAUAAUGGAAUUUAUCUAGGUGACAAUCCUUUCAACGAACCUCUACCUAACUUCAUCACCCAACUCGCCGCUAUCUUAAUCACCACUCGCUUUCUUUACCACCUUUUCAAACCCUUACAUCAACCUCGAAUCGUCUCCGAAGUUCUCGGUGGUCUAUUGUUAGGUCCUUCGGCAUUAGGGAACACAAAUUACUUUGCCGAUUUGUUUCCAACAAACAACGUUGUUACAUUGGAAACCUUUGCACAAAUGUCGCUUGUUCUUCACAUGUUCUUGGUUGGCUUAGAGCUCGACCUGAGUUCGAUUGGUCGGAUAAACAAGAAGGCAAUGACUCUUGUUGUAAUAGGGCUGUUUCUUCCCUUCAUGGUGUGGCUUGUCUUCUUUUAUCUAUUGCAUGGAUCUUUCGCACAAGAUGAACAACGAGAUUACAAUGAGAAAUGCGACUUUUUAUGGGCGGGGACACUAACCGUCACGAGUUUUCAGGCCGUGAAUCGGAUUUUAUCUGAUCUCAAGCUACUCAACUCCGAAAUCGGGCGGUUGGCGAGACCAAUCGCCCUAAUUAGCGACUUGGGUUCUUGGAUUCUUACGGUUAUGUUGAUCCCAUUUUGUGCUAACUCCGUGAAGGCUCCAUUUGUUAUCAUUGCAACAAUAGCCGGCAUAUUUGCCUCUUUUUACACUAUCCGUCCUUUACUCGCGUGGAUCGUUCAUCACACUUCCAACCACUCGAAAUCGCACAGCGAUGUCUACUUGUGUUUCCCCCUCGUCAGUGCCAUUUUAAGCGGAUUCAUAACGGAUUCGACCGGCAUUCAUCCUAUCGUUGGAGCUUUCGUAUUCGGGCUCAUCAUGCCCGAUGAACUAACGGUCACGUUGAUGGACCGGUUCGAUUACUUCAUCUCUAGGCUUAUGUUGCCGGUCUUCUUUGCGGUUUCCGGUCUCCGAGUCGACAUCUUUAAAAUAACAAAGUGGAGCCUCGUAUUUAUCUUCGUAAUCAUGUUUUCUGCUGCUAAGAUCAUUGUUUUUGUUCUGGUUUCCGUGGUCUCCAACGUUAACACUAGGGAUAGCUUUGCCCUUGGAUUACUUAUGAGCACCAAAGGGACAUGGGCCAUUCUUCUUGUUGCAACUGGCUUGGAGAAAGGGGUUUUGCACGACGGUGAUUAUGCGGUGAUGGUUGUUGCGAUUUUAUUAAUGAACUGCAUUGUUGCGCCCACCAUUGCCACCAUUUACAAGCGGAGCAAUCUGUUCGUCAAGUACAACAGUAGAACUAUACAAGACGCUAAACCGGAAGCCGAGUUUCGAAUCCUCAUAUGCGUCCAUUCGUAUUGCGACGUACCGGGAAUGUUAAAGCUCCUCCAUGUCUCCCAUGAUCCCCGAUACAAUCGUAAGGUGAUUUUCACUCUCCACCUCGUCGAGAUCUCCGACCGGCAGUCGACUAUGCUCAUCGUGCAUAACUCACAUACCACUAACAACCUCCGUGACCACGCAAGCUCCGAAACGGAUCGAACCAUCACCGCCUUUUCCAAAUUCAAAGACAUGAUUCCCAAUGUCCGAAUCCAAUCGCUUACCAUAUCGUCUCCCUUCAUGGCAUUGGAUGGAGAUAUUUGUAGUAUAGCUAAAGACAAGGCCGUGACAUUUAUAAUCUUACCAUUCCAUAAGCGUGCUGGUAGCAUGAACCAAAAAGUGCUUUUCAAUGCUCCGUGUUCGGUUGGAAUCUUCGUCAACCGCGGGCUCGAAGAGGCCAAUGUUACGCAAUCCGACGUAGGGAUACACGAAAUAGCAAUGUUAUUCCUCGGCGGAGCCGACGAUUGCGAGGCCUUAGCUUAUGCUUGGAAGAUGGCAGCGCAUCCAGGAGUGAGCUUAACCGUUAUAAGAUUAAUCGAAACCGACUUCCUCGAUUAUUCCUCAAAAGAAAACGAGCAAGACGACGACUACAUACACGAGUUCCGGUACAAGACGGCCGACGAAGAACUUAUCAUAUACCAAGAGAAGGAAUUACAUAGUGGCGAAGAAUUGAUUGACACAUUGAAAGAUAUAGAGAAUAAAUUCGAGCUAUUCAUUGUGGGGAGACGAGAUGGAUUAGAGUCACCGAUAACAACACAAUUGUUCCAUAUGAUUGAAUGUCCGGACCUCGGCGUCAUCGGGAACUUGUUGGCGAAAUCGGAAUCCUCUUCAAGCUCCGUCCUGGUGGUGCAACAGUUCAGGUAUUUGAGUUCGCAUGGGACACAGAUGUUUCAAAAAAGAACAAGUAGAUUAGAGAGAAGAAAUGUAAAAUAUUGA
This is a messenger RNA of Hibiscus syriacus, 2316 nucleotides long. Its product is annotated as cation/H(+) antiporter 15-like. Gene Ontology annotation, molecular function: antiporter activity. Gene Ontology annotation, biological process: proton transmembrane transport; regulation of pH. Lineage: Eukaryota; Viridiplantae; Streptophyta; Magnoliopsida; Malvales; Malvaceae. The record is from RefSeq and is a predicted model, not a curated record. Gene Ontology annotation, cellular component: endomembrane system; membrane. The transcript is spliced from 3 exons. The coding region runs from base 1 to 2316 and encodes 771 amino acids.